UUUGGCAGAGCUGUCGUGACUGACGGAGAUGGAGCUCUCAAUUCCAUGUUGCUCCGCUCUCAAGAUUGCCCCCUUAUCCAAUUCUGGCUGCAGACUCAAGAUUCCCGCUUCCACCGCUGCCCCUUCCUACCUCCACUUCUCCAACGCCUCUCUCAAAUUCCCCUCCGCCGCAAUCCGCCGCCGCCGCCAUUUCAUCUUGGCCUGCUCUAAAGUUGAUGCAGCGGGAACUGGUCCACAGCUGAAUAAAGUCCUCCAACUCAGGGAUGCAUUUUGGAGAUUUCUGAGACCCCAUACGAUACGUGGAACUACCUUAGGAUCUUUUUCUUUAGUAACCAGAGCUUUGAUCGAGAACCCAAAUCUGAUAAGGUGGUCAUUAUUGCUGAAAGCAUUAUCCGGCCUUCUAGCACUCAUUUGCGGAAAUGGUUAUAUAGUCGGCAUAAAUCAGAUAUAUGAUGUUGGUAUUGACAAGGUGAACAAACCUUACUUGCCUAUAGCUGCAGGAGAUCUCUCAGAACAGUCUGCGUGGAUAUUAGUGUUAUUUCUUGCUGCUGCUGGUGUUGCAUUAGUUGGGCUCAACUUUGGUCCUUUCAUUACUAAACUUUAUUGUUUUGGUCUUUUCCUUGGAACCAUAUAUUCUGUGCCCCCACUUCGGAUGAAGAGAUUUCCUGUUGUGGCAUUUCUUAUAAUAGCUACGGUUCGAGGAUUCCUCCUAAAUUACGGUGUCUACUAUGCCACAAGAGCUGCCCUUGGUCUGACAUUUGAAUGGAGCUAUCCAGUUGCCUUCAUCACCUCAUUCGUAACAUUAUUUGCUCUUGUUAUUGCCAUAACUAAAGAUCUUCCAGACGUUGAAGGUGAUCGCAAGUUUCAGAUUGAUACUUUGGCAACAAAGCUUGGUGUGAGAAAUAUUGCUUUGCUUGGAUCUGGGCUCCUGUUGAUAAAUUACAUUGGUUCUGUAGCAGCAGCAGUUUACUUGCCUCAGGCCUUCAAGAGAAGCUUGAUGAUACCUACACAUGUUACGUUGGCCUUAUGUUUACUUUUCCAGGCUUGGGUACUGGAAAGGGCAAACUACACAAAGGAAGCUAUCUCUAAUUUUUACCGGUUCAUAUGGAAUCUGUUUUAUGCGGAGUACGCUUUAUUUCCUUUUAUCUAGCCAGAGAAGUUGCAAUUCUAUGAGACAGAGCAGAGCAUCCAUCCGGUGGGAAUAUGCAAUGUUGUUUGUAGAAGAGAGGAAGCUGUUUCGUUUGCAGCAUUAUGUAUGUAUGUUGUUCGGCCACACCAUGCACCUUUUUAACUGUAUAUAAGUUGAGAUUUGAUUGGUAAAAAACAGGUGACAAAUAUAUGUAGAUUGUUCUCAUCUAUUUAAUAUACAUAAAACAUGAAUCAAAAAUCUUGAUUUCA
Molecule: messenger RNA, 1398 nt
Organism: Salvia hispanica
Lineage: Eukaryota; Viridiplantae; Streptophyta; Magnoliopsida; Lamiales; Lamiaceae
Product: homogentisate prenyltransferase
Cellular component (GO): membrane
Molecular function (GO): prenyltransferase activity
Source: RefSeq, a predicted model, not a curated record